Sycon ciliatum is the source of this 2330-nucleotide messenger RNA. Its product is annotated as solute carrier family 49 member 4-like. Gene Ontology annotation, cellular component: membrane. Gene Ontology annotation, biological process: transmembrane transport. The record is from RefSeq and is a predicted model, not a curated record. The coding region runs from base 358 to 2016 and encodes 552 amino acids. NCBI's taxonomy places the organism in Eukaryota, Metazoa, Porifera, Calcarea, Leucosolenida, Sycettidae. Gene Ontology annotation, molecular function: transmembrane transporter activity. The transcript is spliced from 8 exons.
AUUGUGUUAGAACCAGUCCGCCGCAGAUUGAGUAGGAGGCAGUCCAUUGAGAAGUGAAAGCAGCUACAGUGGCUGUUGUAGUGUCUACCAUUCCAUCCGUCUGCUGCCACCUGGUCGGGGUCAGGCAGUUUGGCCAUUCGCUCCUCGUCGCUGCUGGAGCUGAUUCUCACUGAUUUAGCGGCUGUAGCAGGGCGAAGAAGCAUAAAACUAACUUGCUUUCCGGAUCGACAUAACUCGAUAAGUCAUUGACCUGCCGGAGCUACACCUGACCAGCUGCUGAUGCAUUCAGCAUCUAUGAGUACUGACGCAUAGAAUACAAUCAUAGUGAUUUGCAAAUCCUUGGAAGCCAUCAUAAUUAUGUCACUGGAAGACAGCAGUGUAACUGUGAACGAGAGAAGUAGUUUACUGGACUCGAAUGCCCGGCAUAGAUCUACCUCCCCUGAUGGCGAUGCGCUGCAGGAUGUCCUAAGGAGCAAUGAUCUAGAGCACAGUGCCAGUGACAGUGUGGGUACUGUGAAGGCUGGGAACACUGGCCUCAACCACAGUGUUACAGUCGAUGGGAGCAGCACCAGCAAUGAUCACACUACCACCUCCACCGAGUCCUCACAGCACUAUCGCACGUACAAAUCACGAUUUCUGGUGCUAUUCAUUUUCUCACUGGCCGUUAUGCAACAAGUGCAGAUCUGGGUCACGUUCGGAAUCAUAGCAAAACAAACCGAGGCCUACUAUGAUACAUCGUCUUCUGAAGUGGAUUUGCUGGCAGCAUGGGGCCCGAUCACGUUCAUCGUCGGCAUGCUCUUCUGUCCGUACCUACUGGAGCGGCGUGGCAUACGUGACACCAUGUUCAUUGCCGUGCUGCUGGAGGUGGUUGGCGCGGGUGUGCGUGUCUUUGCACCGCCGGGCCGUAGCAUGUUCGCCCUGGUCCACCUCGGCCAGAUCCUGAACGGCCUCGCUGGCCCGCUGAUUGCGGCACCCCCUGCCAAGCUUAGUGCCGUCUGGUUUCCGCCACAUCAACGCACCACCGCCACCACGAUCGGGGCCAUGGCGCCGUUUGCCGGCCUGGCAGUUGCGUUCCUCUUCAUCCCGUUCCUUGCAAAUAACUAUGGCAUGCAGACGAUGCUGUUGUGGCAGUUCAUUCUUACCGGUAUCAUAACGUUGGCCGUGGCAGUGUACUUUCCCGAGGCACCACCAACUCCACCGAGUGCAUCAUCCGAGGUACAAAGAGUCAGCCUGAAGAAUUGCUGGUCAAAGGUGAAGGGCAACCGCACGUUCUGGAUCCUGUCUAUUUGCGGUGGUGUGACAUCGGGCGUGUUCAGUGCCUGGGCGUCGAUUCUGUCAAUCAUUCUCAAUUCUUCGGACAACUUUACAGACUCUGCUAACAUUCACAUGUUCUUCCGCAGCACGUCCUGGAUUGGCUUUGCCAGCACUAUUCUGGGAGUCAUUGUCGCAUGUGUGGCUGGACCGUUUGCCGAUUUCUUCCCUGGUCAUCUCAAGCGUAUAAUCCUGAUAAUGUUUGGGUCGGCUGGUGUGCUGUACAUCUGGUUCUCGAUGGCUUUGGAAGGCUGGCUACACUUUGCCCCAGCCCUGCAGAGCACCAGGGCCAUCUUUGUCACAGCGGUUCUUGGCAGUACCUUUCUCAACGCGUCUGCUCCUCUUUUCUACGAGGCCUGCGUGGAAGCAACCUAUCCCGUACCGGAGAGUAUCAGUGUAAUGGUGCUGAUCGGCUUGAACAACUUCUCCUGUCUGGUGUUUCAGGCGGCCGGCAUGGCAGGUUUCUUUGACAAGUCUCACCCCGGCCGUGCCAAGGCAAUGAACUGGCUGAUGACGGGCAUGGUGGUUAUUUGCUGGUUUCUCUCUCUGUUCUACAAAGAAGAGUACCGAAGGAUGAAAGUAGACGCUAAGCAUGAUGAUGAUGACGCAACACCUCGCAGCAGACUGUCAGAGAACGACGGUACUGAUAACGACACAGAACACCGUGCUGUUGCUGCCUCCUCCUCUGAUCACUCUAUACAGUGACGUUUUGCCAUUUCAGGCCCUAAUCUUAGGGACUUCCCCGCUUUGCAUGGCAUGGUGAUGUAUAUGAUUAUAGCGAGGUACUCAUUAUAAUUAUUAUGUUGAUGUUGAGAAUCCAGGACCUGCAGGCGGGCCUGGUUCUGGUCAUUUAUUUUGAUUCUACCAAUUAUUUACUUGCCGCUCGCGAGUUUAUCUUAUGUUUCCUUCAUUGAUUCUUCAUCUGGAGUGCUGGCACGUGUUGACGGUUUCUGAAGCGUACACACACACACCGUUUGAUGAGAGAAUGACACUGGUCACUGGUGUGGUGCUGCCGUUCA